Messenger RNA from Brassica oleracea var. oleracea, 829 nucleotides. Its product is annotated as non-specific lipid-transfer protein-like protein At2g13820. The record is from RefSeq and is a predicted model, not a curated record. The coding region runs from base 70 to 705 and encodes 211 amino acids. Gene Ontology annotation, biological process: lipid transport. Gene Ontology annotation, molecular function: lipid binding. The transcript has 3 exons. Lineage: Eukaryota; Viridiplantae; Streptophyta; Magnoliopsida; Brassicales; Brassicaceae.
UUAUCAUGAAACAAAUCUAACAACAGAAAUAAUAGUGAUAAGCACUUUUAAAGAAACAGUAUAUCAAUAAUGAAGCAAUAUCUAUGUCUUUCUAUCUUGGUACUACUAUCACCAUCAUUUGCUCCCAUCCACGCCCGCAACAAAUCACAUUCCGCAAUGUCUCCCUCACCGGUAGCAACUCCGGCGCCAGGACCGUCAAAUUCUGAUUGCUCGAGCGUAAUAUAUGACAUGAUGGAUUGUCUAUCGUACAUAACCCCCGGAUCAAAUGAUACCAGUCCCACGAAAGUGUGUUGUGGGGGAAUACUAUCUGUUUUACAAUAUAAUCCUAAGUGUGUUUGCGUCGGCUUAGCGAGUACCAAAGAUAUGGGGAUUGAAAUUAAUAGCACUAGAGCUCAUUCCAUGCCCACGACUUGCAAGCUCCCCAUUGCUGCUCCCCAUUGUGCUAUACCGGGCGCGUCAGCACCGGGUGCAUCUACUCCUGUUUCACCAUCAGCUGGAACACCUAUGACUUCACCAUCUUCAGACGAGUCACCAACAUCGCCAUCUUCAGACGAGUCACCAACAUCUUCACCAUCUUUGGCUGAGUCGCCUGGAAUGACGGCACCGUCUCCCUCAAGUUCUGGCACCAACCAGCUCUCAGUUUCAACACUGACCCUCUUUGCCAUUAUCGUGUCUUCUAUAACAUACAUUUUGGGUUUUUUCUAAUUAAUUGUAUUUUUCACAUCUCAUAUAUAUUUUUACUGCGUUUGACAUUUUAUUGUUGAGAUUUCAUGACUGAUGCUGUUUUAAUUUGAUGUUCUUGGUUAAUCAAAUUUUUUAUAUGCUUGAA